Messenger RNA from Neospora caninum, 594 nucleotides. RefSeq lists its product as hypothetical. The record is from RefSeq and is a predicted model, not a curated record. Gene Ontology annotation, cellular component: nucleotide-excision repair factor 1 complex. Gene Ontology annotation, biological process: nucleotide-excision repair involved in interstrand cross-link repair; UV-damage excision repair; base-excision repair. The coding region runs from base 1 to 594 and encodes 197 amino acids. Gene Ontology annotation, molecular function: damaged DNA binding. The transcript is spliced from 2 exons. Lineage: Eukaryota; Apicomplexa; Conoidasida; Eucoccidiorida; Sarcocystidae.
AUGAGGGCUACCCUCCACGUCGAAAAAGAGAUCUGUCCUGAUACGGUGGACGGGGAGAAUCUGCAGCGUCAGAUAACUCAACAGGAGGCAGCGCAAACGUUCUGUCUGCCGUUGCAGUCGCUUCGGGACGCCGUGUCCCAAGGGCUCUUGACGGUGGAAGAACGUCCAAAUCCCCAUGGCGCGUCGUUUAAGCCGAUGCGGCUCUAUCGCUUUGGAGAGGUCCAGCAGCUCGCGUGGCGUGUGUGGGGUGGCCAAGAGAAGCUAGAAGAGGAGCGGGAACGGCGGCGAGAGCAGCGCUGGCAGCUUCGCCAGAAACAGGCCCUAGGCUCUGUGAUUGCGCCGCAGGGACCAGGCAUUCUUGGCGACUUUGAAACGAAACUGUCCACACAGCGGGGGUCUGGCGGGCAAGGACGCCCAAAGAAGCGACUUCGGGCGCACGCCAAGUCGCGGCAAGAAGGGCCAGAACCGCAGCCUGGCCGACGCCGGACCGUUGUAGACAGUCGAGCGUGUCCAGCGAUCCUGGGACAGGCCGAGGCGUCGGCGGCGCAGACUCCCACUCGCCCUUCGGACGACUUGGUCUGGGAAGUCAUAUGA